AUGAGCUUCUUCUACUUCUCUGUGUGCCACGUGUGUAAAAAAGAGAGCACCACUUUGAAAAAAUGCAGCAAAUGCAAGCUAGUCCACUACUGCAGUCAAGAGCACCAGCGCCAGGACUGGCGGACCCACAAAGACAUCUGCAAGGUGAUAAGCGAAACCAACACGCCACUGACGUUCUCCGGCGAGGGCCCCAUCGAGUUCGACAAGUUCAAGAUCAUCACUGGGGCGCUGUGGCACUUAAGGCUCGGACGACGCCUCAGCGUGAGCGAGCUUGAAAUGUGGAUGUUCCCGAAGGUCUGCGGCGUCUGCUACAAGGGCUCAGUGAACAUGGUCUGCACCACGUGCUGGAGCGUCGCUUACUGUUCCGACACGCACCGCAUAGUCCACGAGAAGCAGCACGCGGAGUUCUGCCAGAAGCUGAAGCUGUGUCUGGAGAUCCACCAGAAGAUGUUCAACCAAGAGCCGGAGUGGGAGCGCAUGAAGUUUGAUUUUAGUAAAUCUGUGGUGACGCUGCCUGAGAGUAUUUGCGACGUCGUGAAGAUAAUGGAGUUUAAGAGUGACGUCGACUUCUGGAAAAAAGCUGUGAACUUGAUUCCGAUGACUGAGUUUUUUUGUUCUGCAGUCAAUGUAGUCUACGCUUUGGAGAAGUCAAAGUUCGUGGAGAAGCGUUUUGCCAAAAAAACUCAGUUAGUUAUUCAUGCUACAACGACGGAGUUUUACAAGAACAUGAGCUGGCGCGUGCUCAUGGAGUUUUUGUCCCACUGGAUUCUUAAUCUGCAAGGGGUUAGAAUUUACGUCAUCAGUCCUGGUGUGGACAAAGAGGAAUGCUUGGAGUUUACGCUCAGUUGUGACGCCGGUAGAAAAAAGCAAUUCAAUUCUUCAGUCAUGUUUCUUCAGCGGAAAUAUCACGAAUUUAUUAGUACAAUUCCGCGUCCCGAUUUGGUCGUUAUGUUUAAUAGAUCUCUCCCGAAAGUGGGUACAGUUGAGUGGAGUGAAACCACCUCAAAGCUUCUAGCAUACAAAAACGCCUUCAUCAUUCUCACUUCUUACACUAUGGAAGGUUUGAAAAGUUCCGUCGGUAAGUUUCCUCCACCAUGGGUCACGUAUCUCAAACCUCAAGAAAAUCUGUACGGUAGCUUGAGACCUGUCAGGAAUGGCAAGGAAGGGUCUGAUCCUGUUGUCUAUUGCAACAAAUUCGUUUCAAUUAUUGCCAAAAAGUAA
Molecule: messenger RNA, 1221 nt
Organism: Zophobas morio
Lineage: Eukaryota; Metazoa; Arthropoda; Insecta; Coleoptera; Tenebrionidae
Exons: 1
Coding region: 1-1221 (406 amino acids)
Source: RefSeq, a predicted model, not a curated record